GUUAAAGCGCUGCCUGUUAUAUAACUAGAAGCUGUCAUAUGCCCCUGAAUCAUCAUCUUUUCUUCUUAAGUUCCUGACAACAAGUCCACUAACAACCACCGUAAUUUCACCUACACCAUACAAACAUCAACAAUCCCAAAUCCCAAAGAUGACGCGCAAGACCCCAUCCGAGCUCCUAGCCGCCAACCCCCUAGACCUGACCCCCUACGAAUCUCUCUACAAGCAUUUCCACGCACAUCCCGAACUCUCCAAAAGAGAGAAAGCAACCGCCGAAAGAAUAGCAGCUUAUCUCGCGCAAUGGGAUGCCUUUGAGAUCCACACCCGGAUCGGGGGUCACGGAGUCGCCGGGGUCCUGCGCAACGGGCCGGGAAAGACCGUCCUUCUGCGGGCGGACAUGGACGCUCUCCCCGUGCAAGAAAUCACGGGCUUACCCUACGCCAGUGCGGUCACGAUGCAGGAUGCCAGCGGCGCGGAGAAGCCGGCCAUGCACGCCUGCGGCCACGACAUGCACAUCACGUGUCUGCUGGCGGCGGCUGAACGGCUGGUGCGGAUGCGAUCCGACUGGGGUGGAACACUGAUUGUGGUGUUCCAGCCUGACGAGGAGCGCGGCGAGGGCGCCCGCGCAAUGGUGGAUGACGGCCUGUACGACAAGAUCCCCGUGCCGGAUUAUGUCUUCGGCCAGCAUGUGAUGCGCAUGCGCGCGGGGAGCGUGGGCUCGCGUCCGGGGACCAUCAUGGCUGCGGCGGAUAGCUUGAAGAUCACGCUGUUCGGGCGUGGCGGUCACGGGUCCCUGCCGCAUCAGACGGUGGAUCCGGUGCUGCUGGCGGCGAAUGUGGUGGUGCGGCUGCAGGGGAUCGUGAGCCGCGAGAUUGACCCCAGUGAUCUGGCGGUCGUGACCGUCGGGAGCCUGCAGGCCGGCCAGGCGGAGAACGUCAUCCCGGACACCGCCGAGCUGGGCGUGGAUUUCCGCUCGGUGAGCGUCGAGACCCGCAAUAAGAUCCUCGCCGCCAUCAAGCGUAUCGUCGAGGCCGAGUGCAUGGCCAGUGGCUCGCCGCGGCCACCGGUCUUCACGCCCACUCGAAACUUCCCUCCCACCAUCAACGACAAGCAAGUCACGGCUGAACUGGCGUCUUGCUUCGCGGAGCAUUUUGCAGACGGGUUUGACGCCGACACCCCUCGGACUAAUGUCAGCGAAGACUUCUCGAUCCUUGGCACUAGCCAGGGCCGGCCCUGCUCGUUUUGGUUCUUUGGUGGCAUCGAUCCGGCAGUGUGGGAUGAGGCAGAAAGCAAAGAUCGCCUCCACGAGAUUGCUGGCAACCAUUCCGCCUCAUUUGCCCCGGCGAUCCAGCCAACGAUGAAGACGGGAAUGGACGCGCUUUGUGUCGCGGCGUUGACGUAUCUGAGGAAGUAGACCUUGGAAACGUCAGAGUGAUGCAUAUAAAACGCUUGAUGCAAUUUCCC
Molecule: messenger RNA, 1461 nt
Organism: Aspergillus aculeatinus CBS 121060
Lineage: Eukaryota; Fungi; Ascomycota; Eurotiomycetes; Eurotiales; Aspergillaceae
Product: M20 family metallopeptidase
Exons: 1
Coding region: 149-1411 (420 amino acids)
Molecular function (GO): hydrolase activity
Source: RefSeq, a predicted model, not a curated record